This is a messenger RNA of Chara braunii, 2332 nucleotides long. NCBI's taxonomy places the organism in Eukaryota, Viridiplantae, Streptophyta, Charophyceae, Charales, Characeae. The record is from the annotation of a GenBank genome assembly.
AUGAGCAUCAACACAUCUAGACAGAUAAUGUGCACUUGUUCACCCCCCUGCUGCAGCCUUUCACCUCAUCUUGAUCGUCUGUGGACCGAGCCGUCGCACAUGGUGGAGGCUUCGGGUUCUGUGUGGUUGUCCACAUGCAUCUGGGGCAAAGUCAAGGGGUCUAGAAUUCAAACAGGGGGCAAAGUUAAGGGGUCUAGAAUUCAAACAGGGGGCAAAGUCGAGGGGGCUAGAAGUCAAACAAGGCGCAAAGUCGAGGGGUCUAGAAUUAAAACAGGGGAAAAAAUCAAGGGGUCUAGAGUUCAAACAGGGGCCAAAGCCAAGGGGUCUAGAGUUCAAACAGAGAAUCCAUCCGGCUCAAGGCCGGAAUCAACGUCGGUGUGUGGAUCGCUCUGCAGCCCAGUGACAAGAGUUGUAGGGCAGGGAGGCGUGAACUUGAAAGGGAGAUCCACAUGGGUGCGAGUGAGUUGGACCUACCUCUCCUUAGUGAGAGGGGAAAAGAAACAGGAAAGGGGAUUCCGAGAGAGAGGAAGAGCACCUCCACAACAUGCUCUUUAUCUCCCUCUCACCUCGCCCUGCACUCACGCUGUGGCAUUCUCUGGCAUGGUCUCUUUCUCAUCCUUCGGUGACCCUUUUCCCGAUCUCUUCCCCGAGUUUGACAUCAACAACCGCCUUCUUCAAUACGAUCUGUCCCGGCAUCGGGCGUGCCAAACAGGUCUAUAUUUGAACCAAGGUGGUAUGGACUCAAAACCGACCGGAGGUGAAUCACGCAUAUGCUGGUCCAACGUGGACGGGUGUCAAGAGGGAGAGGGGGAGGCAGCGAGUACACUGACUGAGACAAGUGGCUGCUCACACCGGCCAGGAUGGGUACCAGUGGGCGUGGGCUCAACUGGAGCAGGGUCAACAAGGACACAAGGGAGGGGGAUAACUUGGGGUGGCACUGCUAAUGGUGGUAAAUGCACUCGGGGUCCUACGCGGACAUAUCCUGCUCCUUCCGGACCUUUGUCUCCCAGCCUUUCAACUACUACGCCUCCCGGUUCUAUUCCUGUGCCUUUUCCGUUGAGGGCAAGACGAGCUGUCAGUGAGCGUACUGGUGAAGCUGGGAAGGAGGGGGAAGAAGAGAGAGAGUCCUUCCCACAGUUGCUGGAGUCGCUCUCUAUAACUGCGAACUCUCCUCCACUCCUUGUUCGUCAGGUUGACUCUACUAGUGAUGACACAGAUUAUGAUGCGCUUGACCCUGGCAAUGAGUUUGUUAAGAAGUCGAUAGAGCCCCUUCAUCCCAGCGAUCCCAGUUGGCAGAGGGUUGGGAAGCGACCAUGCCUAGUGUGCAAGGGUACAAAGCUUGUGGUGUGUGACAAGUGUGAAGGAAGAGGUCGGCUAUCUAAGGGUGGGUACCAGAAGAAGAACCCUUUGUUCCUGGAGAGGAUUGUGGAUUCCAAGUGGACAGCCCUCGAGCGAACGUUUGGCUGGUGCCACUUUCGAGUAGAGUCCAAGAAACAACAAGCCAAAGGUAUCUGGUACUUAGAGAUGGUGGCCACAUGUGACCCAGCAUCACGGUUCUGGGUCAACGCUCAAAAUCUCAGGGACAGGGACAGAUGGGCUAUGGGUUGGCUGCAGAAGCAGGAGAUCUCGCGGUUGCGUAGUAGUAAUGGUAGCAGGACCAGUGUUGAGCAGAUUAAAUCAUCGUUGAAAUCCGAGCCGUCGAGGUCGACUAUGGAAGAUGCCAGCUACGGCACAAUCUGCAAGGCAUGCAAAGGACUGGCCCAGAAGCCAUGCAAGGCCUGCUCCUCGUCACCAAUGAAGGGAAAAAGAAAGGAUGCACACGGCAACACCCUUGGCGGAUCGGAGUCGCACAAGUCCGGCCUUGCCACAACUAUUAUUGAUGUGUAAAAGAAUGAAAAGAGGAUGAUCUGAGCUCUGAGUCAGUGGGUGCGAUAAGGAUGCUCUGUACCAUAGAAAGGAAUUGCUUAGGGAAAAACUGACACAAUGUAGGCCAAGUACAUUUGAAAUUCAUAUAGAACAGGAAGAUUUGAGCUAAGUGAUGCUCGAGCAUGAUGAUGAGGAUACUGUGUACCAUCGGACGGGUUGAGUGUUUGAGAGAAAUUGAGACAUUAAAUGCACAAUAGUUUGUCAAAGGUAUCUAGCAAGGCAUGGCUUGGAUUGGCAUUAAAGUUUUGUGCAGUUGUGGGUAAUGAGCAUGACACACAAUGAGGAAAGGUGUGAACGGUGGUCAAACACGAGGUCCUGCCUGCCUACCCGCAUCGUGUCUGUUCUUCACUACUCACCAUGUGUAAAUAUUAAAUAACCACAUGGUAAGUAAACAUCAGCAAAAUUU